GUUUUCAAUUUUCAUGACUUAAAAGCGUGACGCUUACUUGUCCAUCUUACUAGCGAGUCUAGCAUGGUCGUCCUCAUCGAAUGAAAUCCGAAAGAUGGGGAAGAGUGAAACCGCCGAAAACCGCGAUGUUAUUCAAAUUUCCUCUUCUUCAUCGUCGGCGUUGUCGUCUUCUUCCGGAGAGGAGUUUCUCGAAGAAUCAGAUUCGCAAUCAGAUGAUUCCUCCGACUGCAGCGUAGAGGAGAUUAGCUCUGGCUCUUGCAGCGAUGACGCCGAAAACGACGACGACGAUGCUGAUGGUGGUGGAGAAAUUGAAGGAGAUGAUGAGGAAUGUUUGUCCAACCGAGUUUCGAACCUUCUGCGUGAAAGAAGUGAUAUUGGAGGAUUAACUCUAGUGGAAUGUAAAGCAUAUCUUCGGAGGCAUGGAUUGAGGUUAUCGGGGACUAGGGUGGAGUGUUUACAAAGGAUCAAGGAGCAUUGGAGAAUCAGAGAUGGAAGAGGAGUAAUACUAUAUCCUAGAUCCUCAUUCAACAUUGACUGCACUGGUAUACCUUCUUUUCAAAGAAGAGCAGUAGCUGUAACCUUGUAUCUCUACAGGCCAUUGAGGAGUGUAUUACUUGUUUACAUAUGCAGAUUUGAUAAAGUAACCAGGAGUGGGAGAGUCUUGGGGAGGAGAACUGUUGCUGGGAGGAUUAUUAAGGAAAGUUAUGGAGCCGCUAAGCAGCAACAUACUUUCACAGUUGAAGUUUUAUGGAGUAAGGGUAUCAAGGAGUUACCUCCACUGGUUCCUUUACUUGUAAAAGGCCGUAACCUCUAUAGAAUGAAAACUUUCAGACAGAGCUGGAAGAAUGAGAAAGAAAGACGAGAAGUUCUUGCUGAGAAGCAUCAACGUGGAGCAGCGGCUAGACAGAUAAGAGAAAUGCGGAAGACAACAGGUGUAAAGAGGAAAAGAGAGAAAUCCUCCUCUAAAGAAGGUAUCAGAAAAUUGGAACAUACUUAAUACUUUAUCUUUUGCUAAGGAACAUCAGAGCGGGAAUGCCUUUCAUUUCAGCACUGUAGUGUCUACCACGUAUCAUCUCUUUAAUCAUGUAGUUACAACUUACACAUCUUAUUUGGAAAAUCAGUUUUCAAAUAUCAGAAGCAUUCUCGACGUUCACAUGUAUCUGAAACAAGUAGGAGAGCAACAUCGAAGCUAGGGAAUCAUCAUGAUGGUCGUGUGAAGGCCCCAAUUGGUAAACAGAGAUCAUUCAGACAGUCAAAUGUCGGAGGAAAUAGAAAGUUUCUUGCCCCGCUAUCCCGGAGUAAGCAUCAGAAUCAUGAUCAUCGGUCUAAUACUGUAGAGUCUUCUGUUCAAUCGUAUGAUUACCCCCGAAACUUCCACCUCUUUCGCUUAGAGCGAUAUCAUCAGGAACCGCCAUCUUUUGUUCCUUAAGGGUGCUUUUCUGCAUGUGAGGAGAAUUAUAGGCCAUUUGCGUCUCAUUCUCAAGAGCGUGCUAACUGGGAUGCACGCCCCAACUAUGGAUCCCAGACUGAUGUAUCUCGAGAAAGAGAAGUUAAUCGUUUUACUGGAUCAAGUGGAACAUUUCAGCAAUGCGCAUGCACAAACAGACGUAGAAGAUAAGACAUGGCGGCUGCCUUUAGUUUUGUAUAGCGGUAUAGGCAUGAUCACCGCUAAAGAAGCAAGUAUAUGAAGAAUUACUGAAUUUGACCAUAUAUGGUGCUCCUUAUAGAACCGUACAUACCUUUCUGACUUGUCGUUCAUAUCUUAAGAUGUUAUCUCUCUAUCUCAAAAUAAGAUUAGUGUUUGAUAAAUAAAAAUAAUUGCUCAUCUAGCAAAAUUCUUAUUUCGGGCGGAAGGACUAAUUCGAAG
This is a messenger RNA of Oldenlandia corymbosa var. corymbosa, 1867 nucleotides long. NCBI's taxonomy places the organism in Eukaryota, Viridiplantae, Streptophyta, Magnoliopsida, Gentianales, Rubiaceae. The record is from the annotation of a GenBank genome assembly.